Messenger RNA from Ochotona princeps (American pika), 495 nucleotides. Its product is annotated as UL16-binding protein 1-like. The record is from RefSeq and is a predicted model, not a curated record. Lineage: Eukaryota; Metazoa; Chordata; Mammalia; Lagomorpha; Ochotonidae. Bases 1 to 495 code for a protein of 164 amino acids. The transcript is spliced from 4 exons.
AUGAAUGACAAGGAGCACAGGAGUGAGGAAGUCAGGAGUCAGGGAUGCAGGUGCCAUGGCCAGGAGGUGAUCUCCCUGAUUUCCAGCCCAAUCGUUCAUGGGCUGCUUAGUGUCCUAGAACUGGAGGAAGGACUGUCUGUGAGUCGUUUUCUUGUCAUCAAUGUUACUUGCAUUUUUUCCUUCACAGAUGCUCAUUCUCUCUGCCAUCGCUUCACUGUCAUCCCCAGAGCCCGAUCUGGCCAACAAGUGUGUGAUGUCCAGGGUUAUAUAGAUGGCAAAAUCUUUCUAACUGGUACCUGUCACAAGGCCAACUGUUUUAUUCUCCUUGGGAAUGAAACACUUAUCCCUGACAAUGAAGAAAAAGCUGAGAUGAACCCAGCAGAUGACACAAGCAGGGUGAGGACACAUGCCCUCAGCUUGCAGGCAAGCAUGUGCUGUGUUCGUGAAGCCACUGGGCGCACACAUGGGUCCUGGCUAUUCAACAUCACCUUCUAG